GGGCUAGGCAGCUGCGGGGGGGAGCUUGUCGGGGUCCGGAUGGGCCUGACUCAGCCACUGGGCACCGCACGGGUCGGGGCGGCGGUACCGAGGGGGCAGGACCGUAGGUGCCCGGGGCACUAGUGCAAAGGGGGGUCGUGGGCAGGUGCCUGGGGCACUAGUGCAAAGAGAGGGGCAGGGGGUAGGUGCCCGGGGAGCUGGUGCAGGGGGGGUCGGAAGUAGGUGCCCGGGGAGCUGGUGCAGGGGGGUCGGGGGUAGGUGCCUGGGGAGCUGGUGCAGGGGGGUCGGGGGUAGGUGCCCGGGGAGCUGGUGCAGGGGGGUCGGGGGUAGGUGCCCGGGGAGCUGGUGCAGGGGGGUCGGGGGUAGGUGCCCGGGGAGCUGGUGCAGGGGGGUCGGGGGUAAGUGCCCGAGGAGCUGGUGCAGGGGGGUCGGGGGUAAGUGCCCGGGGAGCUGGUGCCGGAGGGGCAGGGGGUAGGUGCCUGGGGAGCUGGUGCAGGGGGGUCGGGGGUAAGUGCCCGGGGAGCUGGUGCCGGAGGGGCAACCCAUCCAUGGAGGAAAAGCGCAUCCUGUGUAUUGGCCUGGUUUGCCUGGACAUAAUCAGCGUGGUGGACGUGUACCCGGCCGAGGACACGGACACCAGGUGCCUGUCUCAGCGCUGGCAGCGGGGGGGCAAUGCCUCCAACUCCUGCACUGUGCUGUCCCUGCUGGGGGCACCCUGCGCCUUCAUGGGCUCGUUGGCGCCAGGACACGCAGCAGACUUCGUCCUGGCCGACCUGCGGCGCUAUGCAGUGGAGCUCACCCACCUGGUCUCGCACCCCGAGAGCUCCUUCCCCACCUCCAUCGUCAUCAUCAGCGCGAGCCGGGGCACCCGCACCAUCCUGCACACAAACAGAAACCUGCCAGAUGUGACAGCCCAGGAUUUCGAGCAGGUCGACCUCACCCAGUACAAGUGGAUCCAUUGGGAGGGCAGGAACGCUGCAGAGCAGGUGAAAAUGAUCCAGCGCGUGGAGGAGUAUAACCGGACCUGCCCAGCCCACCAGAGAGUCUCUACGUCGGUGGAGGUGGAGAAACCCCGGGAAGAGCUGUACCAGCUCUUCGGCUACGGAGACGUGGUAUUUGUCAGCAAGGAGGUGGCGAAGGCCUUUGGGUUCCACUCGGCGCCUGAGGCCGUGAAGGGGCUUCACAGCCGUGUGAGACCAGGGGCAGAGGCUGCAGGAGGCGCUGACCUUUGGCUGCCAGGUGGCCGGCAGGAAGUGUGGGGUCCAUGGCUACGACGGCAUCGUGUGAGCAGAGUGCCGCCCACGGCGGGAGAUGCCCCCUUUGCACCAGGAGGUGGCAGCUGGUGCCAACUGGCCGGGAUUUCCUGGGGCACGAGGGCUGAGCUGUUGGCGCUGCCCGCUGGGUGCCGCAGUGCCAGCUCCCCGGGCACUGUACCUGGCCCUGCGGGUCCCCUCCCCGUCCUGCGUAGUCAAUAAACGCUUGGGAACGGC
Messenger RNA from Gopherus flavomarginatus (Mexican gopher tortoise), 1490 nucleotides. RefSeq names its product ketohexokinase (gene KHK). NCBI's taxonomy places the organism in Eukaryota, Metazoa, Chordata, Testudines, Testudinidae. Bases 549 to 1475 code for a protein of 308 amino acids. Gene Ontology annotation, molecular function: ketohexokinase activity. Gene Ontology annotation, biological process: fructose metabolic process. The record is from RefSeq and is a predicted model, not a curated record. The transcript is spliced from 9 exons.